GACCAUCGCCACAUCGCCGAAUUGCUUGUGUAUCUCUCUGAACUACCCGACAUAAUCGUCGACGGCAAGCCCUUCCAAGAAAACGACAAAACCUACUGGCGCUCCAUUCCCGAAUUCGGUUUCUGGUUUACUGAGACCGCUCUGAGUGUAAACACAAUCGAAAACAUGGAUCUAGGCAACGGUCCAUUAACCUGGUAUGAACAAGCCCAACAAUACAAACAUGCCAACACCUUUGCAGCCAUCUAUACCUCUAAUCUCGACUCAUCAAUCACACAAGAAUGGAUAGGUAUGCAGUGCAUCGCCAGAGACACUCUAAUGCAAGCCCUAGAAGUAGACAUCACAACCUACCCGCAGGUCCGCCGCGCAGGAAUCUACAUCCCUGCUGCUGCUGCGUGGAUGACUCAUGCUGGCACUCACCUCUGGCAUUUUUGCAAAAGCAAAGAACUAUGUAAGGGCAAGGUAUGGAGGGAAUGGAUUGGUGGUAGUGAUGGGAGUAAGCCUUUGUGGCCUGGAGAUGAUGGGUUCAGUGUUGAGCGAUGGACGUUUUGGAAAGCGAGGUUUGGGGAUGUGGCGGAGUUGAGGCAGAGGGGAUUUGCUGGGCGUGUUAUUGAUGAUGUUGUGAUGUGUGCGAGGAUGGCGGUCAAGGCGAUGCAUGAGGUUGAACAGGAGGAUGCGUUUGUAUUUGAUGCAUUAUCAAAAGUGUUUGAGAGUAGCGAGGUUUCGAGUCCUUGUGUAGCGUGA
Molecule: messenger RNA, 741 nt
Organism: Aureobasidium vineae
Lineage: Eukaryota; Fungi; Ascomycota; Dothideomycetes; Dothideales; Saccotheciaceae
Source: the annotation of a GenBank genome assembly